Molecule: messenger RNA, 665 nt
Organism: Staurois parvus
Lineage: Eukaryota; Metazoa; Chordata; Amphibia; Anura; Ranidae
Source: the annotation of a GenBank genome assembly
CAGGAUUCGGGGAUCACACAGCAGAAGCCCUCUGCCCAGGCUGGACACCAGAUAGGCACACAAUGAGUGUGUGGGUGCGUGCCGGUCUUUUGGGAUCCAUCGUCUAUUGUCUGCACAGGAAGAGAAGCGCUUUAGCCGAAGUGAAGAGGGACAUUGCGCAGCUGAGCGGACUGAACCCCGAGUAUGAGCUGAAACUGGUGCAAGUGGUGUUUCGGCAUGGAGCCCGAACCCCCCUGAAGCCCAUUCCUCACAAUCAGCAGGUGGAGUGGUCGCCGACUCUGCUUGAGGCUCCCGCACACACUCAGUUUCAUUAUACAGUCACAGAUCUGGAAGGUGGACCCAGACCUCCCUCACCAUUCGAAGAGCGAUAUCGAUCUCACAAGCUCAAGGGUGGCACCUUCCCAGGACAGCUCACCACAAUAGGGAUGCAGCAGAUGUUCAAUCUUGGCAUCAGGCUCCGUAAGGCCUACAUGGAAGAGCAAAGUUUCCUGUCGCCGGUAUUUAAGCCAUCAGAGGUCUAUGUCCGGUCCACCAACAUAGUGCGUAAUCUGGAGUCCAUGCGGUGUUUACUGGCCGGCCUCUACCAGCAAAAGCAGGAAGGACCCAUCACAAUUGUCACGGAUGAGGCCAGCAGUGAGAUCCUCCACCCCAAUUACCAAAGCUGC